Molecule: messenger RNA, 816 nt
Organism: Brugia pahangi
Lineage: Eukaryota; Metazoa; Nematoda; Chromadorea; Rhabditida; Onchocercidae
Source: the annotation of a GenBank genome assembly
AUGGCAAACGACAAAGUGGCAAGUAUUAGAGCAAAUUCAUCAACGCGACAAUUAAUUCAAACGUAUGCAUGUGAAUUAUCUCGAGCUGAAACCCGAAACAAGAAUGAUAAAUCGGAUGAAUUGAAACAAAAAGCGGAGAAUGAGAUUUGGAAUCAGAAGGAAUUAACUGUCGAAGGAACAGACAGUAAUGCUUCAGAGAAAUGCCUGAGAAGUGAAAAGAGAAUUAAUGACAAAAACGAUGGUCACUUAGAUAAGGGUCCUUGGCGUACACAUAUACAACGUUCCAAAACGGCUAUUGUACGACCACAACCGCAAGUUGUUGUCACACAGCGUAGUCCAAGUCCAAUGCCACGUAACUUUAGGACUACUGUGGAAGAACGAAAAUCACGACUUCCAUUAGCUACCACACAAAACAACAGAUAUUUAGAUACAAAACAUAAAACAACAACAACAACAGCAUCACCAGCGACAUCUUCAGUCAGCAGGACCUUACAAUUAACAAGUCGCAGAGGUAGCACUCAGACGACAACCAAAUCUUCUCUUUCAACAGGUCGCAGAAGUUCAACAACUUCAGCUGGAAAACCUCCAACUGGUUUAAGUGCUGAUAACACAAAUGUUUUAAUAUCAUUGACAGCACGUCGCUCCUCAGCAACUACCGUGAUGUCGCGUUCGGUGUCAUCUUUAAAUGGAAAAGUUGGAUUAAUGCCAUCACAAUCCACCGACUCAGUCACAUUAUUUGGCCAAGGACUUAUGAAAGUUCGCAGUUUUUCAAAUAUAGCCAGGACACCAAGUCAUCUGAGUAUGAAAGUGAAUUAA